Messenger RNA from Rhizoctonia solani, 486 nucleotides. Its product is annotated as cyclin. The record is from RefSeq and is a predicted model, not a curated record. The coding region runs from base 1 to 486 and encodes 161 amino acids. The transcript has 4 exons. NCBI's taxonomy places the organism in Eukaryota, Fungi, Basidiomycota, Agaricomycetes, Cantharellales, Ceratobasidiaceae.
AUGGCCACUGACUUUUGGUCUUCGUCACUAGGAUUGGUUGUCGAUCGUGCGACUGUUGAACAAGCACGGGCAUUGGAUCUUCAAUAUGCUGACCAGACCCAAAUCGCGCUAAUUGGUAUCCUUUUCGCAAACGUUAUCUCAAAACUAUGUAAAAAGCUCAACUUGAAGCAACAGGUCGUUGCGACUACCGACCUUGCCACAGAUGAGUAUCAAUACAAGUCAUUUCCUGGAGAUCACUCCAAGCUCGCCGAAAUGGAAUUCUACCUCCUCGAAGACCUCGACUUUGACUUGAUUGUGUUCCACCCUUACCGAAGUCUGCUGGCGCUGCUCCCACGUUAUGAGACGGUUCAAGAAAGCGAAGCAGGCGAAUUAAGCAGUGGGUCCGGUUCUACAGCAUCGUUCUACAAUGACGGGGAGAGAUAUUGGGGCACGGGCGAAGGCCGGAUGGAAGGCAUCGAAGACGGCGCUAUCCAAAUGGCUUGGUAG